GGAACCUGAGGGGCUGGCCUGGGAGGGGAUUGGGGCCCGGCUUCCUGAAGGGAAGGCUAGGGCAGGCACAGUGCCGGAGAAGAUGCCCUCCUGGGCCCUCUUUGUGGUCACCUCCUGCCUCCUCCUGGCCCCCCAAAACCUGGCAAAAGUCACCAGCCAAGAUGUCUCCUUGCUGGCCUCGGACUCAAAGCCCCUCAACUGUUUCUCCCAAACAUUCGAGGACCUCACUUGCUUCUGGGAUGAGGAAGAGGCAGCACCCAGUGGGACAUAUCAGCUGCUGUAUGCCUACUCAGGAGAGAAGCCCCGUGCCUGCCCCCUGAGUUCCCAGAGCGUGCCCCCCUUUGGAACCCGAUACAUGUGCCGGUUUCCAGGCCAGGAUGAAGUACGCCUCUUCUCUGAGCUGCACCUCUGGGUGAAGAAUGUGUUCCUGAACCAGACUCUGACUGAGUGGGUGCUGUCUGUGGAUACUGUGGGUCUGCCAGCUCCCCCCAGUAUCAUCAAAGCUGCGAGCGGGAGCCAACCAGGGGAACUUCAGAUCCUCUGGGAGGCUCCAGCUCCUGAAAUCAGUGACUUCCUGAGGCACGAACUCCGUUAUGGGCCUGUGGACCCGAGGAAUGCCACUGGCCCCCAGGUCAUGCAGCUACUCCCCACAGAGACCUGCUGCCCCACUCUGCGGAGGCGGAACCCAGUCUCUGCCCUGGACCAGCCUCUGUGCGUUCAACCCACAGCACCUCAACGGGAUCCACCAAGGCACACUUCCCCAAAUGGAGAGGCCCCACCUCUGCCUGUGAUGGGUGGAAGCUGCCUCAUUUCUGGGCUCCAGGCUGGCAAUUCUUACUGGCUCCAGCUGCGCAGCCAACCUGAUGGAAUCUCCUUCAGUGGCUCCUGGGGAUCCUGGUCCCUCCCUGUGACUGUGGACCUGCCUGGAGAUGCAGUGGCAAUUGGACUGCAAUGCUUUUCCUUGGACUUGAAGAAUGUUACCUGUCAGUGGCAGCAACAGAACCGUACUCGAUCCCAAGGCUUCUUCUACCACAACAAGGCCCAGUGCUGCCCCAGAGAAAGGGACCCCAUCUGGGAGAAGUGUGAAGAGGAAAAGGAAACAAACCCAGGAUUACAGCUCCCUCAGCUCUCCCGCUGCCACUUCAAGUCACGGAAUGACAGUGUUAUUCACACCCUUGUAGAAGUGACUACAGCCCAGGGUGUUGUUCACAGCUACCUGGGCUCCCCUUUCUGGAUGCGCCAGGCUGUGCUCAUCCCCACCCCAAACCUGCACUGGAGGGAGGUCUCCAGUGGGCAGCUGGCAUUGGAGUGGCAGCACCCAUCACCUUGGGCAGCUCAAGAGACCUGCUAUCAGCUCCGGUACAUAGGAGAAGGCCAUCAGGACUGGAAGGUGCUGGAACCGCUGCUCGGAGUCCAGGGAGGGAGCCUGGAGCUGCGCCCGCGAUCUCGCUACCGCUUACAGCUGCGCGCCAGGCUUAACGGCCCCACCUAUCAAGGCCCCUGGAGCGCCUGGUCUGAGACGGAGUGGGUGGAGACAGCCUCGGAGCCGGCCUGGAUCUCCUUGGUGACCGUUCUGCUCCUGGUGCUGGGCCUCAGCGCCCUUCUUGGCCUGCUGCUGCUGAGGUGGCAGUUUCCUGAGCAAUACAGGAGACUGAGGCAUGCCCUGUGGCCCUCACUUCCAGACCUACACCGGGUCCUAGGCCAGUACCUUAGAGAUACUGCAGCCCUGAGUAUGCCCAAGGCCACAAUCACAGAUACCUAUGAAGAAGUGGAACCCAGCCUCCUUGAGAUCCUACCUAAAUCCUCAGAGAGGACUCCCUUGCCCCUAUGUUCCUCCCAGGCUCAGAUGGACUACAGAGGAUUGCAGCCUUCCUGCCUAGGGGCCAUGCCCCUGUCUGUGUGCCCACCCAUGGCUGAGUCAGGGUCCUGUUGUACUACACAUAUUGCCAACCAUUCCUAUCUACCAUUAAGUUGUUGGCAGCAGCCCUGAAGACGAGCCUCUCCUCCCAGGAACCUGGACAGAUAUAGACUUUUCUGCAAAAUGCCCUUAACCUAUACCCCAACACCACACCUCAGACUUCACCUCCAUCCCCUCUGUCUACCAGCCUGCUUGGGCUUCUUAGCACUGAUCAUUUCCAUAGUGCUGUUGACACACCCAGGGCCCUUUCAGCAGAGGCAGGCUCCUUUGACUAAGGUCUUCUGACUUUCACUCUCUCUCUCUCCUCUUGGAUGCCAAACUCCUUGCAAAGAAGUCCACACUUUACUAUUGAUUUCUUCAGAGACUUCAGUUAGUACUACUCCUGCAACUUUGCUAACGAAACUGCCCAGCCAAAGUUCCUUUCAAAUCCUCUAAUUGCAAGUUUUAAUAGGAUCUUGUUAAUCAUCAAAUCAUUUGAUCUCUCUGUGGCAUUUGUGGUUGAUUCGUUUCUCCUUUAAAUUCUCUGCUAUUUUGGUUUCCUCAGUAUCACCUUCUCUCCUAGUUUUACACCUGUCUUUCUGAGUAUACUGGAAGUUAAGAGAAUAAAUCUGGAGUCAGUGCUGUGUUCAAUUCCUGUCUUUCAUACUUGCUAGCUGUGCAACCUCAGGCAAAUAACUGAAUGCCUUUGAGCCUUAGUUUCUCAUGUGUAAAACAGACAAUAACAGUCCCUCAGAGAGUUGUGAAAAAUAUUGCGAUAAUCUAAAUGCUUAAUAUAUCUGAAUUACUAUUGUAAUUACUUCUUCUUAAUCUCAUAUUCUAGGAUUUUUUCCUAUCCUUGAU
Molecule: messenger RNA, 2758 nt
Organism: Fukomys damarensis (Damara mole-rat)
Lineage: Eukaryota; Metazoa; Chordata; Mammalia; Rodentia; Bathyergidae
Gene: Mpl
Product: MPL proto-oncogene, thrombopoietin receptor
Exons: 12
Coding region: 83-1990 (635 amino acids)
Biological process (GO): hemopoiesis; positive regulation of cell population proliferation; cytokine-mediated signaling pathway
Cellular component (GO): external side of plasma membrane; membrane
Molecular function (GO): protein binding; cytokine receptor activity
Source: RefSeq, a predicted model, not a curated record